AUGUUCUGUCCCAUGGGCCCGAUAGCUGUCCCCGCCGCUGCCUUACCGAGCACUCUUCGAGUACAAACCUAUGUCAAUGGCGAGAAACGUCAAGAUGGCAGCACCUCGAGUCUCAUCACCUCAAUCCCCAAAAUCAUCGAGACCAUUUCAGAGGGGAUCACCCUACAGGCUGGAGAUGUCAUCGCCACAGGAACACCGGCAGGAGUUGGAAUGGGAUUUCGUCCACCCAAGUUCCUGAAGCCAGGCGAUCUCGUUGAGGUCUCCAUCACCGGCCUCGGAAAACUAAGCAAUCGUAUCAUGCAGGCCAAAGAAUCCAACCCGACUUUAGGCCUCGUCUCGCACCCGUCAGCCUCGAGCCUUCCCACCUUCAACCUUGACCGCACUUGGGGAGGUGUCGGAUUGAUCCAAGCUGGAGACGCCUUCAUCAAUGUCCGCGAACUUGGCUCCGACUCCGGUGCACCGAUCGUCUUUAUUCACGGCCUCGGUGCCUCCCUCGAGUACUGGAUGCCCCUAAUUGAGUCUACUGGUCUUGCAUCGCAGCACAGGAUCAUUGCCUACGAUCUCGAAGGUCACGGCUUGAGUCCUGCAAAGGCAUCAAAUACUACUACAAUUGACACAUACGUUCGAGACCUGGAGAGUCUUUUCAUGGCGAAGGGGAUCACUCGCGCUACGCUCGUGGGCUGGUCGCUUGGGGCGCUGAUUGCGAUGGCGUUUGCAGCGAAGCAUUCAUAUUCCACUUCUCAACCCCGAGUGGAAAAGCUGAUCCUCCUCGGUCCCGGCACCAACCCCCUCCCUUCCACUGCAUCAGACAUGUUCGCCCAGCGUGCCUCCAUCGUUCGCAGCCAAGGCAUGUCGGCAUCCGGCAUUGCCCAUCUUGUCGCAAAGGCUGCAACCAGUCCGAAAACCAAGUCUGAAAGGCCACAAGCAACGUCGUCGAUAAGACAGUUCUUGCUCUCGACGCAUCCCGAGGGGUACGCGAAGGGAUGUAUGGCCUUGGCCUUGUCGAAAGAGCAGACUGUGGACGUGGAGAAGAUCGAUGUGCCGACGCUGAUUGUUGCCGGGAAGGAUGAUCAGAUUUCCACUCUCGAAACGGCGGAGAGCUAUGUACGGCGGUUGAGGCAGGGUCAGGUGAAAGUACUGGAGGGAGUGGGACAUUGGCAUGUAUGUGAGGAUUUGGGGGCGGUAGCGCAGGUGGUCAGACAAUUCGCUUGA
This is a messenger RNA of Penicillium lagena, 1212 nucleotides long. RefSeq names its product bifunctional fumarylacetoacetate hydrolase/alpha/beta hydrolase family protein. Bases 1 to 1212 code for a protein of 403 amino acids. Lineage: Eukaryota; Fungi; Ascomycota; Eurotiomycetes; Eurotiales; Aspergillaceae. Gene Ontology annotation, molecular function: acetylpyruvate hydrolase activity. The record is from RefSeq and is a predicted model, not a curated record. The transcript is spliced from 3 exons.